Messenger RNA from Monosiga brevicollis MX1, 750 nucleotides. RefSeq lists its product as uncharacterized. Gene Ontology annotation, biological process: cytoplasmic translation. The coding region runs from base 52 to 417 and encodes 121 amino acids. Gene Ontology annotation, molecular function: RNA binding; structural constituent of ribosome. Gene Ontology annotation, cellular component: ribosome. NCBI's taxonomy places the organism in Eukaryota, Choanoflagellata, Craspedida, Salpingoecidae. The transcript is spliced from 4 exons. The record is from RefSeq and is a predicted model, not a curated record.
GAUCGCUGUGUUGAAGUUGCGCUGCCAAUUUCUCAACUCAGCACCGCCAUCAUGCCUGCCACCAAGAAAUCCGUCAAGAACCAGAAGAAGCAGUUCACCAUUGACUGCGAGGUCGCCACCGAGGAGGGCAUCAUCGAUCUGGCUGCUUUCGAGAAGUUCUUGCAGGACCGCAUCAAGGUCAACGGCAAGACUGGUGGUCUUCAGGGUGUUGUCGACCUGACCCGCACCGCUUCCGCCAUCACCGUCACCACUGAGGCUCCCUUCCCCAAGCGUUACCUCAAGUACCUGACGAAGAAGUUCUUGAAGAAGAUGCAGCUCCGUGAUGCUUUCCGUGUGGUCGCCGUCAACGCCUCCACCUACAAGCUCAGCUGGUUCAACAUCUCCGACGAGGCUGAGGAGGAGGAGGCUGACGAGUAAAUCGUCCCUUGCCGCUUUUCUCAAAAGUCUGGCUCGUCCGAUACCCCGCAUGCUUUGCACGGCUGGGAUUGGCGCCUGGAGCGUGAACAAUUGGGUCUCCCGAUGUUGUUGAAUUGACCGUCGGUUGGCCAUUUAUUCCGUGUCUUUUUUUUUCUUUCUUUUGCCUUUUUUUUUCGAUAGCUUUUGUUUGUGUGCAUGUGUGCCGGUUGCUCGAUGGUGGUCGUAUCGCCACAUGGCUGUGCCAUUUGUGUGCGAUGCCUCCCCUUGAGCCUCUUACGAGUUGAUAAACGCAACUCGUUGGGGAAGAGAGACAAUAAUUUACCGGCUCUUGUC